Molecule: messenger RNA, 1168 nt
Organism: Amphimedon queenslandica
Lineage: Eukaryota; Metazoa; Porifera; Demospongiae; Haplosclerida; Niphatidae
Product: galactosylgalactosylxylosylprotein 3-beta-glucuronosyltransferase 3-like
Exons: 4
Coding region: 29-1060 (343 amino acids)
Biological process (GO): carbohydrate metabolic process; chondroitin sulfate proteoglycan biosynthetic process
Cellular component (GO): Golgi membrane
Molecular function (GO): galactosylgalactosylxylosylprotein 3-beta-glucuronosyltransferase activity
Source: RefSeq, a predicted model, not a curated record
CAAAAAUUGAAAAAUUUUAAUCCUAAGCAUGCACGUGAAUUCUGAGGAUGGUGAUAGGUCCAACCUCUUCCCCAUGAAGAAGUCUAUGAUGCCUAGAUCAAAAUUCAAAACAACUUUGAUGUGCAUAGGCUUGCUGGGCUCUCAUUUGUUCGUAGCAAUACUGGUAGCGAUUAAUGUCAGGUCGGAGGAUGUACCUGAAGUAUCUCAAAUAGCGAGAAAAGAUCUACCCAGCUGCUUCAACGCACCAAUAAUACACACUAAUGAAGCAGAAAAGGAAAGAGGAGGUGGAGCAGUUCAUGAGAAAAUUGUUUUUGUAAUUACACCAACAUAUAAGAGACACACACAAAAAGUAGAUUUGCUAACCCUCUGUCACUCUCUCUCACUCUCGCGGACUCAAGUGAAAUGGAUAGUCGUUGAAGAUUCGAAUAAUCCCACUCCCCUAGUCUCUAAUCUUCUCUCUCUCUGUCCUGUCUCUUCUGUUCAUCUCUCAGUGAAGACUCCGCGUAAGAAAACUCUAGUCGCUAAAUUAUUUUGGAAGAUAAUGCAUGGUCACAGAGGACUUGAACAGCGCAACAUUGCUCUCCAGUGGCUGAGGGAUAACUAUUCAGCUAAAGACUGUCGUGGAGGCGUCAUAUAUUUUGCCGAUGACGACAAUAGAUAUGACCACAGGAUUUUUGAUGUUAUAAGCAAGACAGUUAAGGCAGCUGUCUGGCCGGUUGGUUUUGCCGGUCACAUACUCUACGAAGGCCCCGUAUGCCACAACAAUACCAUCACCAAAUGGAAGUCCUGGGCUGUAAGAGUCGGCACAAAUAGAAAGAUCCCUAUCGAUAUGGCCGGCUUUGCCGUCAACUUGUGCCAGCUGUUUGAGAAACCCGAGGUGUACUUUGAUAACGCUUGGAGUAGAGGUCAACUAGAAACAGAGUUCCUUUAUCAGUUUGUGACAAAUAAAGAAGAACUGGAAUGUCGUGGAUCAGACAAAGAAGUUCUUGUAUGGCAUGUGAGAACAGCGAAACCAUCGCUGUAUUCCGGCUACCAAUUAGAACAUUUUUUAGAAACAUGAAAUAAAUGAGAAAGGAAGGAGUGAAAUUGGUUAUAUAAAUAAUAAUAAUAAUAAUAAUCAUAACUAAUAGCUUUCAAAGUUCAAAUUCAUUUAAUUUAUAAUUAAAAA